Messenger RNA from Parastagonospora nodorum SN15, 1782 nucleotides. RefSeq lists its product as hypothetical. Bases 1 to 1782 code for a protein of 593 amino acids. Gene Ontology annotation, cellular component: cytoplasmic side of endoplasmic reticulum membrane; lumenal side of endoplasmic reticulum membrane; membrane. Gene Ontology annotation, biological process: membrane protein proteolysis. The record is from RefSeq and is a predicted model, not a curated record. The transcript has 2 exons. Lineage: Eukaryota; Fungi; Ascomycota; Dothideomycetes; Pleosporales; Phaeosphaeriaceae. Gene Ontology annotation, molecular function: aspartic endopeptidase activity, intramembrane cleaving.
AUGGCCGACCCCGAUCCCGGUCUGCUCGCGACCCUCCUUGGACGCGUCGCAUACGAGUUUACGCUGGUACAGCCGCUGCUGCCUAUGUACUUGCACCUCAUCGUCUCGGCCCUCUUCCCGAUAUACACGGGCGCGCACGCCUCGCUCUCGCGCCCGACCUCGGCAGCGAAGCCAGCGAAGAGAAAGCGUGCGAAUAGUAGCGAAGGUGCUGAUGAGAGCCUUGAAGACGAGGACGAGGACGAGGACGAGGGAGAGGACGAGCGCAUCCUGGAGGGGUUGUCGCCCACAGAUGCCCUCCUCAUGCCUCUGUUCGCCGGAUGCGCGCUUGCCUCGCUGUACUUCCUCCUCAAGUGGAUGAAGGACCCCGCGCUCCUCAACAAGAUCCUGAAUGGCUACUUCGCCAUCUUCGGCGUCUUCUCUGUUUCACGACUCGUCACAGAUGUGCUCGACAUCGGCCACUCGCUCAUAUUCCCGCACCGCCAUGUUCUGGGUGGGGCGCUAUAUCGUGUCAAUGGCACCGCGCAGAAGGCAGAGCCUGUGGCGGGCAAUGUGAAGAACAAGUCGCCCAUUACGACGCCGCUUCCGGGCUUUCUGGCCAGGCUGCCUCUUUCGGAUCGGGUGAGGAAUAUGCUCUGGGCCGAUCGCGCCAUGCCGGGAAACAAAUGGACGCUGCGCAUGUAUCUCCAUCGCGCGUUGACGGGCAAGUUCAAGAUCGGCCCGCAUGGCAUGUUCGGUGUCGUCGCUGGAUUGAGCACAGUGGCAUACUUCAACCUCGUCGACAAGCCGUGGUACCUGACGAACCUCUUGGGCUUUGGCUUCUCGUACGGCGCUCUGCAGCUCAUGUCUCCCACGACAUUUGCUACAGGCAGCUUGAUCCUCGGCGCCCUCUUCUUCUAUGACAUCUACUUUGUCUUCUAUACGCCUAUGAUGGUGACAGUCGCCAAAUCACUCGACGUCCCUAUCAAGCUCAUGUUCCCGCGACCGGCACCGGCCAACGACCCUCUCGCCGCUCCUUCGCACGCGAUGCUUGGCCUAGGCGAUAUUGUGCUCCCCGGCAUAAUGAUCGGUCUCGCCUUGCGCUUCGACCUGUACCUCUUCUACCUGCGCCAACAGAAGCGAACACCAGCAGCGACACAAGGAGAGGCCGAUACCAUAGAGAAGCCCGUGUACCACUCGCUUGCUGGACGAUGGAGCGACCACUUCUGGACGCACUCGCUCAUGGGCAGGCCACUCUGGACUACCUCAGCAGCCAAAGACAGCAAGCCUGAAGCGCCAUUCACAUUUCCGAAAACAUACUUCAAAGCCAGCUUAGUGGGAUACGUGCUGGGUUUGCUGACUACACUGGGCGUCAUGAUGAUAUGGAACCACGCUCAGCCCGCCCUACUCUACCUCGUGCCAGGCGUGCUUGGUAGUCUCUGGCUGACAGCCCUAGUCCGCGGCGAAAUCAGCCUCAUGUGGAGCUACACCGAGGAGAUUGAAGACGAAGAGAAGGACAAGAAGAAGGCGGACGAUGCAGACAAGCCACAAACCCAGGACAAGAGCGAAGACACCGCCAAGACGGAACCCGCGAAGCGCGUGGCAAGUCACCGGCCCGAACGCGAAGUCUUCUCCUUCUCCAUAGAGGCGCCCUGGAAGCCCAAGCUGGGCGCCGAACGCAAGGAGAGUCAAAUCUCCCAGGUGACGAACGAGACCAUCGCUGCUAACGGCGAGAAGCACAACUGGGCGCCGUCGAAGAUUGCAGCGAGCACGGAGCCGGCUGGCAAGCGCGUCAGGCUGAAUUGA